Messenger RNA from Malania oleifera, 1193 nucleotides. Its product is annotated as stress-related protein. NCBI's taxonomy places the organism in Eukaryota, Viridiplantae, Streptophyta, Magnoliopsida, Santalales, Ximeniaceae. The transcript has 3 exons. The coding region runs from base 248 to 982 and encodes 244 amino acids. The record is from RefSeq and is a predicted model, not a curated record.
AGCAAGACGUUGACGGACUAUGAGAUGGGCGUUGCGUUCAAACGGUGUCGUAUUCUCAUCACAGCCUUCCAUUUCUAGAAAGAUCCGCGCUGAGGAUCACCAGAUUCCGACUGUAUAAAACGGUCAUGAUGCACUUCCUUUUCUCAAGCCUGCUUUUUCUCUCGCCCUCUUAAUUUUUCUGGGGAAAGCCCUUUCUUCCUUUUUCAAAAGGCACUUCCAAUUGUUCUGAAGCUGUCCCAAUUCAAUCAUGGCUGAAGCUGAUGCGCAAAUCCAACAAGAGAUCUUGAAGGCUGAGGCUGAUGAGCAGAAGCUCAAAUACUUGGAAUUUGUUCAAGUUGCUGCCUUUCAUGCCAUUGCCUGGUUUGCAAACCUCUAUGUUUAUGCCAGGGAGAAAUCUGGUCCUUUGAAGCCUGGCGUUCAAACUGUUGAGGAAAAAGUUAGGAUUGUCAUGGGUCCUGUCUAUGAGAAAUUCCACGGUGUCCCAGUUGAUCUCCUCAAGCUCGCAGAUCAAAAAGUUGACGAGUCCGUGACUGAAUUGGACCGCCGUGUGCCUCUGGUUGUGAAGCAAGUAUCAUCACAAGCCUUUUCGGCUGCUCAAAAAGCACCAGAUGUGGCUCGAGCUGUGGCUUCUGGAGUCCAGCGCUCCGGAGUGGUCGAUGCUGCCUCAGGACUAGCAAAGAGCGCAUACACCAAGUGCGAGCCGGCAGCCAAGGACCUUUAUACCAAGUACGAGCAUGUAGCUGAGCAGUAUGCUGUUUCUGCCUGGCGCUCACUCAAUCGUCUUCCCAUCUUCCCUCAAGUUGCGCAGGUUGUAGUCCCUACAGCUGCCUAUUGUUCUGAGAAGUAUAAUCAGACUGUACAAUACACAGCUGAUAAGGGGUAUAAGGUUUCAUCGUACCUGCCUCUGGUACCCACUGAAAAGAUUGCGAAGGUGUUCAAGGAUGAUGCGCCCGAAGCAGAGCCUUUGGUUUCUGCCCAUUGAUGAUUCUUAGACUAAAUACUCUUAGAGGCUUGUUAACGGUGUGAUGAAAAUGUUGGGUGUGUUGCAUGGUGUAUAGUUGUCUGAUGUGUUUAAAGGGACCUUUUCCUUCUAUGUUGGGUUUCACAUGUUUUUUUGUUCCCGUUUUCCUUUCGAGGGCAGUAUGUAAUGGCAUCUUACAGCCAAAUUUAAUAAAAAAUCUCUAUCUCUGCAA